Molecule: messenger RNA, 1729 nt
Organism: Lycium barbarum (goji berry)
Lineage: Eukaryota; Viridiplantae; Streptophyta; Magnoliopsida; Solanales; Solanaceae
Exons: 2
Coding region: 1-1527 (508 amino acids)
Molecular function (GO): zinc ion binding
Source: RefSeq, a predicted model, not a curated record
AUGUAUCCUAUUGCAUUCGCAGUAGUGGAAGGUGAACUGAAGGAAACAUGGAGUUGGUUUCUUACACUACUUGAUGAGGACCUAAGAAUCUCACAAAACCCUUUUGCAUGGACUUUCAUUUCUAACAAGCAAAAGGGUUUACUUCUAGCAUUUGAUGAGAUAAUGCCAGAUGUUGCACACAGGUUUUGUGUGAGGCAUCUGCACAAUAAUUUCAAGACGGAAGGUUUUGGAGGACAAGCACUGAAAGAUAUCCUAUGGAAAGCUGCCAAGGCAACUACAGAACCUGAAUUUUCCAAGCAUAUGGAAGGAAUGGCAAAAUUAGAUCCAAAAGCCCCUAAAUGGUUUAUUAAUAAGCCUCCCAUUCACUGUUCAAGGGCAUUUUUCUCUUCUUUCUCAAAGUGUGAUGUAUUAUUAAACAAUUUAUGUGAGUCAUUUAAUAGUGUACUCCUACAUGUAAGAGACAAGCAUAUUUGGACAAUGAUUGAAUCAAUCAGGAUCUAUAUGAUGUCUAGACUUCAAAAGAACAGAGAUAAGAUGAUGAACCGUCGUCACAAAAUCUGUCCGAAAAUCUUAUUGAAGCUAGAGCAAAAUAAGGAUAAAGCUACUGAAUGUAUUGCCACUAAAUCUGACCAAUUCCACUACCAGGUUGAGGAUAUCUAUCUUAGACUAUUCUCUGUUGAUCUUAAGGAGAAGACAUGUUCUUGUAGGAGAUGGGACUUAACAGGAAUACCUUGUAAUCAACCUAUUGCAGCUAUAUGGGUUAAGAAGGAUGAGCCGGAAAUGUAUGUUCAUGAAUGCUACACAGUUGAGAAGUACAUGAAGAGUUAUAAUCCAUCUAUCUUGCCAAUUGUUAGCUUUGAGCAAUGGCCUAAGACAGGGAUUGAACCACCACCGCCACCCAUAUACAAAACACAACCAGGUAGACCAACAAAACUAAGAAAGAGAGGGGUUGAUGAGACAACUCAAAAAGAAUCAGAUUCUAGAAAGCUUACCUUGUUAAAAACAUCAAGAAAAGGCAAGAAAAAAAGUGCGGAUCAUGUGGAAGAUCAGGGCAUAAUAGCAGAAAAUGCCCUAUUCUUAUGGGAAGCAACCACUCUGAAGUUCAACAGCAACAAGUCCAUCAGGAAGUCGAAAAGGAAGGCCCUUCUGCACCUAGUAAUGCAACAGAAGUUUCAAGCACCAUUUUUGAGAGUGCAGUCCAGUUCCUUAUUUGUAACUGAACAAAUUGUAAUUACCUUUCUUGUUUCUCUCAUGUUGUGUCUAUCGAACCGUACUAGCUGGCUUAUUUUCUUAUGUAUAUUGCAGGUCAAUCAAAUUAACCAGCCAAGGGUACCUCAACAACAAUUGAAAAGUUCUGCAUUCAAUUUAGAAGAAAUUGGUGAGCAUUCCAGAGAAGAUACAAGGUCACUCUUCAUCGAGAGAAUGGGAAAACAAUACGUCCCACCGUCAAUAUUACAAGAUGCGCUUUCUCAAAGUAGCAAGAGAGUAGGAAGUGUCCCACGAGACAAGAAGAAAAAUGUUCCUUAACUAAAGAAGUUAAAGACAAACAAUGAUAAUACGUACAUGAAAUCAGAUCUUGUUUAGAUCUGGUUCUUCCUUGAUGACUUUGAAGUUAAUCAUGCUUUAGUGACAUUUAAAUGAUUGUGUGUUUCUCUUUUAAAACUUAUGCAACUUAAAUAGCUAUCUUUCUCCCUGAUCUUAACUUCAUCGCCUUCAUUCUGCACUUUGC